Sphaerulina musiva SO2202 is the source of this 2187-nucleotide messenger RNA. Its product is annotated as short-chain dehydrogenase/reductase. The record is from RefSeq and is a predicted model, not a curated record. Gene Ontology annotation, biological process: fatty acid elongation. The transcript is spliced from 4 exons. Lineage: Eukaryota; Fungi; Ascomycota; Dothideomycetes; Mycosphaerellales; Mycosphaerellaceae. Bases 1128 to 2000 code for a protein of 290 amino acids. Gene Ontology annotation, molecular function: oxidoreductase activity, acting on the CH-OH group of donors, NAD or NADP as acceptor.
CAGAAAGAGCCUUCCAGGACGACGGCAUCAACCACCAUGGCAACCUCAUCUCACCAGCUCCUGCUGCUGGCCGACCAUCUGAAGCUAUCGUUGCUCGAGCGGCAACGCGCCGUCAGCCUGAACCUCGACUCGCACAAGCAGGAUGGCCAGAUAGAGCGAUCCUUGUCGCAACUGCACGAUGGCCUGGAGCAGUUGGAGGCGCAGCAAAGAGAUCUAGGGGCGGCCGAGGACGAUAGCUCGGACCUGUCGCGGUUGCGGAAACAGUAUAGUCAGCUGUAUGCGCAGUUUCAUGGGUCUGCGCCUCCGCCUGUAGAGGCCAGCAGCCCGAACGAUCCAGCUUUGGCCGGCGACUUCGCGGCAGCAAAGUCGAGGCCGAACAGAACGCGCAGCAAUAGAAACGUGCGCUUUCGCGACGACCCGGACGACGACGACGACGAUGCAGAAGCGCAAGCGAAUCGCGCAGCACUUUUCGCAGACCAAGAGCGGUAUAGAGAUGAACCCGAAGCACCGAAUCACACAGAUAUGGACAACCAGCAGAUACACGCCUUUCACAAGCAAGUGCUGCGAGAACAGGAUGAGCAGCUGGACACACUAGGCCAGAGCAUAGGAAGGCAGCGCAUGCUAGGCAUCCAAAUGGGCAAUGAGCUGGAUGAGCAGGUCGAACUUCUGGACGACGUGGAACGCGGUGUGGAUAGGCAUAGCAAUCAGCUAUAUGGUGCACAGAAGAGGCUCACGACGUUUUCACGGAAGGCCAAGGACAACUGGAACUGGAUCACGAUCACGAUACUGGUCAUCAUCUUGGUCCUGGUCAUCGUAGUAUUGAAGUAAGCAGUACCUGACCUAAGGCAUGGGAGGUAGAAGUGCUGGUGGUAGAUCCGAGAUGGGACAGGAGCGAUCAUGUGUCAGUACCUAACGUUCACGAAUUCAUGACUUGACGAACUGCAUCCUAUGUAAUGCGCGCUCGAAGCAUCCCACACGAUCUGUUGACACGGAUACGGCAAUGUGCCUCGAAUGGUGAGAUGAGGCCAUGUAUGCGCCCAGCCUGGAAAUACAACAACAGCCGAGCAGCGCCUGAUGAAUAUGACGUAAAUAGCUAUCGAGCUUCCACUUGAGCUUCAUGUUAUGGUAUGUACUUGGCCACGACAUCGUCGUGCAAGUCACCAAGGCUCUCCUCUCCCCUUGUUCUCAACUAUUGCUCGCAAGACCGAAAUCCUUCAGGCAUACACAACAAGAUGUAUAUGGGUCUAGAGAAGAAAGUCGUGCUCAUCACAGGCGGCACCAAAGGCAUCGGACGUUCCAUCGUUCGAGCGUUCCUCAAGGAAGGUGCCACAGUACACUUUUGCUCCAGAACCGCAAGUGAUGUUCAAGCCGCCAAUGAAACUUAUCGCAAAGACUACCCGGACAGUAAGGCCAUCGGCGCCGUAGUCGACGUCACCAACAAAGACAAACUCACGCAAUGGGUCAACUCGACCGCCCAAGAAUCCAGCAAAAUCCACAUCGUCAUCGCCAACGUCUCCAGCUUGAGCAUCGAAGACAGCGUCGAGAAUUGGCACACGGCGUUUCAGACGGAUUUGAUGGGAACUUAUCAUCUCAUCCAAGCUGCUCUGCCCCAUUUGGAGAAGUCUCGGGGGAAUAUUGUCACCAUCUCUUCUGUUUCGGGACGAGAUGUUGAUUUUACGGCUCCUGGGCCGUAUCCGAUUAUGAAGGCGGGGUUGAUUCAUUAUACGGCUGGGUUGGCGCAUACGUUGGCGUCUAAGGGCGUGAGGGCGAAUACUGUUUCUCCUGGCAAUAUCUACAUUGAAGAUGGUGCAUGGGGAAAUAUCGAAAAAAAAGCUCCGGAAUUGUUUGCCAGUCAAAUGGCUUUGAAUCCCAUGGGUCGUAUGGGUAAGCCGGAAGAAGUGGCGGAUGCGUGUGUGUUUUUGGCGAGUGAGAGGGCGAGUUUUAUUAGUGGGACGAAUCUUGUUGUUGAUGGGAGUUUGUGUACUGGGACGCAGUUUUGAUGGUACCUUGUUGUCUUGGUGUGAAUACCGAUCAAUGAACAUAUAUCGGUUCGAUGGGAAAAGGCCGAUUCACUGUAAAAAUCUUUCGUUGUUGCACACGAGCUGGUGCUGCUCUCUCUUUGACAACCCAAACGACAGCUCCUCCGAUUGUUACAUAGAAUCUUCGCCCCAGAUCCUUCUACUGUAC